AUGGUUUCGUCAAACGAGGAACAACUCUCUGAGUGUCGUGAAGUAUUCUGCUAUUUCGACUCAAAGGGUGAUGAAAAAAUCUGUGUGACUCAAGUUGGUGAUGUACUUCGUGCACUGGGACAGAACCCGACUAACGCAGAAAUUCAAAAGUGUUGCGCGCAUUGGACUGAUCCAGACACGAGAAUAACGUUCGAAGACUUUGUGCCGAUUUAUCAGUCGGUCAACAAAUCGAAAGAGAAUCACUCGUUCGAGGAGUUCGUUGAGGGCUUGUCGCAUUUCGAUAAAGAGGGUAACGGACUGAUAAAUGUGGCCGAACUGAGACAUUUGUUGACGACUUUGGGUGAGAAAUUGUCAGAUGAGGAGGUGGAUCAGCUACUGGCCGGUCACGAUGAUUCACAUGGUAAUGUGAAUAUAUCAGAUUUUGUGAGGGCCAUAACGCAUGCCUGA
Anisakis simplex (herring worm) is the source of this 447-nucleotide messenger RNA. NCBI's taxonomy places the organism in Eukaryota, Metazoa, Nematoda, Chromadorea, Rhabditida, Anisakidae. The record is from the annotation of a GenBank genome assembly.